Messenger RNA from Morone saxatilis (striped sea-bass), 9006 nucleotides. It is a transcript of the gene slc8a2b, whose product is annotated as solute carrier family 8 member 2b. Gene Ontology annotation, cellular component: postsynapse; sarcolemma; axon. The record is from RefSeq and is a predicted model, not a curated record. NCBI's taxonomy places the organism in Eukaryota, Metazoa, Chordata, Actinopteri, Moronidae. The transcript has 15 exons. The annotation marks the transcript as partial. Gene Ontology annotation, molecular function: calcium:sodium antiporter activity. Gene Ontology annotation, biological process: sodium ion transmembrane transport; calcium ion import across plasma membrane; cell communication.
CUCCUCCUCUUCAUCCUCCCACUGCCUCCCUGCCAGCCGGAGUCCCAGCGCAGCAUGCCCAGUGGCGACCCCGACCUGCGAAUGGUCUCACCCUCCAUGUUCCCCUCCUCCUUCGCGCCUUCCAUUUCUUAUGGCAACAGCACGGUGUCUAGCAAAAAAGAUAAGUGUGAGGAAGUGCCGGUGUGCAGACCCGGCAUCCUGCUGCCCGUCUGGGAGCCCAACCAGCCCAGGCUUGGCGAACAGGUGGCCAGAGCUGUGGUCUACUUUGUGUCACUCAUGUACAUGUUCCUGGGAGUUUCCAUCAUCGCUGACCGCUUCAUGGCUUCCAUAGAGGUCAUCACGUCACAGUUCUGGAACGAAACAGUUCCAACUCUGACACUCAUGGCUCUCGGCUCCAGCGCUCCGGAAAUACUACUGGUGUGUGGUCACAAGUUCGAGGCUGGUGAGUUGGGACCAGGAACCAUCGUCGGCAGCGCCGCCUUCAACAUGUUUGUGAUCCUCGGAAUCUGCGUGUCGACGAUCCCCCCUGGCGAAACCCGCAAGAUCAAACACCUCAGGGUGUUCUUCAUCACCGCCUUCUGGAGCAUCUUCGCCUACAUCUGGCUCUACCUCAUCCUGUCUGUCAUGUCACCGGGCAUCGUGGAGGUGUGGGAGGCCCUGGUGACCCUGCUGUACUUCCCAGUGUGUGUCAUCCUGGCUUGGAUUGCCGACCGCCGCCUGCUGUUCUACAAAUACAUGGGCAAGCGUUACCGUGCAGACAAGCGCCAUGGCAUCGUCGUGGAGACCGAGGGAGACUUGACACCCAACAAGGGCGGCAUGGAGAUGAUCAUAGACGGCAAGUUCCCAACACGAGCCGGCACCGUGGUCCCUGCUGAGAACUGUGGGGGCGGCACUCAGGAUGGUACAGCAGGCGCUGCGGCCAAUAACAUCGGUGCUGCAGGGGCCAUGGCAACAGGAGCCAGGGGAAACCUGCCCAACUCUAACAGCACGAUGGUCAACGUGGAGAGCAGCAAGGAGUUGGACGAGAGCCGCAAAGAGGUGAUUCGUAUCCUGAAGGAGCUGAAGCAGAAAUAUCCUGACAAAGACCUGGAUCAGCUGAUGGAGCUGGCUAACUACUACGCACUGCUGCACCAACAGAAGAGCAGAGCCUUCUACCGCAUCCAGGCGACUCGUAUGAUGAUCGGAGCUGGAAACGUCCUGAAGAAGCACGCAGCCGACCACGCUCGCCGUGCAGUCGUAGUCGACGAGGAAGCACCGGAGGAUGAAGACCUGGGGAUAUGCAGCCGCAUCUCAUUUGAAAGCGCCCACAGUCAGUGCAUGGAGAACUGUGGCAUUCUGACGCUGGCUGUGGUCUGCCAAGGGGGUCUGGGAGAGAACACCUUCUAUGUGGACUACAGGACAGAGGACGGUUCAGCCAACGCUGGGUCGGAUUACGAGUACAGCGAAGGAACUCUGGUAUUCAAACCUGGAGAGACUCGCAGAGAGAUCAAGGUCGGUAUAAUCGACGACGACAUAUUCGAAGAGGAUGAGCACUUCUUUGUGCGCCUGCUGAAUCUGCGUGUUGGCGACGCAGAGGGGAUGUUUGAGAGCGAUGAAGUGGGUGCGGCCCCCAAAGCUCGCUUGGUUGAGCCCCUGGUUGCCACAGUGACCAUCCUGGAUGAUGACCACGCUGGCAUCUUCACAUUCAGCGAUCGCAUGGUGCGGGUGAGCGAGAGCGUGGGCACCAUGGAGAUCACAGUGGUGCGCAACUCAGGCGCCCGUGGCACUGUCAUUCUGCCGUACCACACCGAGUCAGGCACCGCCAAGGUUGGAGACGACUACGAGGACGCCCGAGGAGAGCUGGAGUUCAUCAACGACCAGACUACUCCAACUUUAAAGGUUAGAAUAAUUGAUGAUGAAGAAUAUGAAAAACAUGAAAACUUCUUCAUCGUAUUGGAGGAGCCACGCUGGCUAAAGAGAGGAAUCUCGGCUUUGCUGCUCAACCAAGAGGGGGCAGAGGGGCAGAUGAGCUCUGAGGAGGAGGAGGCCCGGAGGAUAGCUGAGAUGGGGAAGCCCAUCCUGGGAGAGCACAGCCGCCUGGAGGUGGUCAUCGAGGAGUCCUAUGAGUUCAAGAGCACCGUUGACAAGCUCAUUAAGAAGACCAAUUUGGCGCUGGUGAUCGGCACGCACUCCUGGAGGGAACAGUUUGUGGAGGCGGUCACUGUCAGUGCAGGCGACGGCGAUGAUGAUGAGGAAGGCCGUGAGGAGCGCCUUCCAUCUUGUUACGACUACGUCAUGCAUUUCCUCACCGUCUUCUGGAAGGUUCUGUUUGCCUGCGUCCCGCCUACAGAGUACUGGAACGGCUGGGCCUGCUUCUUAGUCUCCAUCAGCGUCAUCGGCCUCCUCACCGCCGUCAUCGGAGACUUGGCGUCACACUUCGGCUGCACCGUGGGGCUCCGGGACACUGUGACCGCUGUGGUGUUUGUGGCAUUGGGAACUUCUAUUCCAGACACCUUUGCUAGCAAAGUGGCCGCCAUGCAGGACCAGCACGCUGAUGCGUGCAUUGGUAACGUCACCGGUAGCAAUGCCGUUAACGUGUUCCUGGGGAUCGGCGUGGCGUGGUCAGUGGCUGCAAUCUACUGGAGAAUCAAAGGACAGGAGUUCAGGGUUGACCCAGGGUCGCUGGCCUUCUCCGUCACACUCUUCACCAUCUUUGCUUUCAUCUGCAUGGGGGUGCUACUGUUCAGACGCCGACCCUCCAUCGGCGGAGAGCUCGGCGGCCCAAGGGUGGCACGCAUCCUGACCAGUCUGCUGUUCCUGGGUCUGUGGUUCCUGUACAUCCUCUUCUCCAGCCUGGAGGCCUACUGCCACAUCCCCGGCUUUUAAAAAGGAGAUGAAGAAAGUUCUGGAAGAACAUUGCACAGCAACACAUACAUAUACUUUAACACUAUACAGUCCACAGUUUGACAUGAAACAAGUAUAAGAUUCUUCUGUUUAAUAGGACUCACUGCAGCCUGGAGGUGUCCUGGUCUUUGAUGCAAGGAUACUGAAAUACUUCAGAUACAUGUUCACACACACACACACACACACUUUAUGUACGCAUGUGUAAACAGGUCAUAACAAACACGCACACACAGUUACAGGCAUGAUAAAGGGCGAAAGGAAGUGUUUGAAGGGAGAGAAAUGUGAAUACAAAAGGUUGCUGCAGCAAGCAGAGAGAAGAUGGAGAGAAAAAAGGAAGUGAAGUUGUCAUUCUAGAGGUGAGAAGAGGGUCAGGUCAGCCGCUGGAGGGCUGCUUCAUUCUGGGGCAUGGAAGGUUUCUUUUAAAGUCAGGUGGGUAUAGGUUGGGUUGGAGAAGCUGUCUGGUAGGAUCAGACGACGAGGAUGGGACAGAAACGUGUGCACACCGGACAGAAUAUAUUCAUGUGAGUUGCACUGAAGGAACAACGUCUUUGUUUGUUUGUCCCUCCCACCUCUCGUCUGUAUCACCAACUUUACUGGUACAGCUUCAUGUGUCUUCACUGACGAGGUGGAGCGCUGUGUGAAAAAAUGAGUGGAAUGUUUACAAUAACAAUAACAUUAACGUUUGUUUACUACAGGAAGUUCUCAUAAAGUGGUGAUUCUUGUCUAACACUGUAUAGAAGGCGGUUCUCCACACGCGCUGUAAAUAGUAAAAACCGGUGUAUAUAGACAGUAGUGUUUUCAGUAGAAAGACAGUGAUGCCUGCAACUGAAAAAGUCAGAGAGGGCGCGAAAAAAUAUUCCCUCAGAUUGUGUGGCUACUAUUCGGUACAGAAAGUCAAAUUACAGCAAAAACAGUCUGUCUUCUGCCCGAAAAGUUUCAAUGGUUUUAAAAUUCAUGCACAGGCUGGAGUGUCACUGAUCCCAAACAUUAGAUAAUACAGUUUAAUAAGAGUGGAAUUAAUGAUGAUUUUGGCAACAGAGAUUAAAGUCUUACCUAGCCAAACAAAUGGAAGCUGCACUGGUGAAAUGAAAGUGGCAAAAAGUUUUUAAAGAUCCAUAACUCCCCAGCAUCCUACGUUCCAAUCAGAUGUGUCUUUAUUGGAUGGUUUCCAUGGUAACCACAGCCCCUCUGACAAAGGUUUGUAUAUCAAACGGAGGCAUUAUUUUCUGCAUGUAUAGCCAGAUAUGGAGCAUCUUCACAUAAAUCACAUAUAUACUAUGUAAAAGAGAAAUCCUGUAAAUUAAAUCCCUGCAUUCGUGCGUCUGCUCAGUGAACUCAUCUGGUUCUUGAUAUUAAAUCGUCCUGUUUAAAUCUGUGUGUGUGUAGGCAGACAGGAAGAAGGAGAGGUGUUUGGUCCAGUGGAUAAUCUGGGAGGAACCAAAAAAAAAACAUUUUCCUCCUCAGAGGGACCAAAUAUGUGCUCACACUCAAAACACACGUGGGAACUUUGUUCGAUUCUUGUUGCUCCAUCCAGACGGACUGAGAUCUGAGUGCAGACACUAAACUGCAGUCCGUCAUCACUGGUUCAUUGUGGGUAGUGACAGACUAAUCCAUUAGUGUGGCAUGUAUCCUAACAGACUAAUCCAUUACCGUUAGUGACAGCAGCAUGGUCAGACAAACAUGCAUGGAUGGUCGAACAAGACUUAACAGUGUUAGUUUACUUUCAAGAGUGAAAUACAGAGUAAAUUACAGUGAAAUCAUUAAAAACAGAUUCCACUCACCAACAUUCAAUCUGAAGCAUGUUGAUUAGGAUGCAUGAUCCUAAACUGCACAUAAAUUGGUAUGUAGGUUGCUAGUCUACAUCACACCGAUGCUUCAGAUAGCACACAUACAAUGCCUUAAGGAAAACUCUCGAUUAAAAACCUAGUAUUCAAGCUUCAGCUGUACAAACUGUCCAGGCUGCACUUUAUUUGGUGUAACGAAAACAUACUGUGUUGUGUUUUUAUUUUUUCCUUAGUUGACAAACUAUUAGUGUGCAAUACAUGAAAGGCGAGUCACUGAAGGAAAACUAUGAACUGUCUGAAGUUCAAAUGUAACACUGGAUCCAGCUGAAACCACCAUUCAUCUGUGCUUAGAGCACAACAGAAGUACCAGAUAUGCUAAAAAUGACUUCCCAUUUUAAUGGAAAGUCUGCACAUUGUUUAACAGAGCUAACUAAGGUCUAUCGUCCACUGUUCUCCAGACUUUGUUUACAGUCUGUAGGUCAACAGCAGACAGGACCACAGAGAAGCUGUAGGAGCAUUAUAGGUCUAAAUCAGACAGUUUGUGUAAUCAUAGUACCAUAGCAUAGGAAAACACAUUAGAAAACACUGCCCUUUAAGGCAUGUAUGUGUUGCUCAGUAUUGCAUGGCAGAGUUGGAACAUACAGUACAAUGUUCACAAGCUAACGAAACAACUGGCUGCUAAACAGACAGUGAAAAUCAACUAGAAUGCACAACUAGAGAGCUUCAAACCAGUGACGCACACUGAGCUGUAUGCAGACACCCUCUGAUUUGCUGUGACAUUUACACACAGACAUUUCUUCCUUCCAACAUUGAGAUGCAUGAAGCUAAAAAGUCAGUGCUGAAAAUAAUGUCAUAACAAAUGCAGAGAGCCGUGUGCGACAUUAUAGUAUGAUAAUUAAGUUAACUAUUAGCUUAGAGUAGAAGCUUAAAGAAUCCGUCAUCCUUUUUCUACCCGAGGAAGAAUUUAUCAUGUUGAGACACCGCAGUCGACGUUAUUAUUGCUGCAAUAUUCACUGCCUAAUAUGAGUCGCAUUAAAUAUAUUUCUGUGAGGACGUCGUACUUUGUGCUGCAGGUGUGUUACAAACACUUCACCCACAAAUGAUAAUAAGUGCUAUACAAGUGGAAUUUGCUAUUAUACAUGAUAAUAUCAGAAGGAAUCGAUUAGUUUACCCUUAACUAACUAUACUUUGUAAACUUUCUAAAACCAAUUUUGUAUCUUUUCCUUGCAGAUAUAGCCUAGAUUUUUUUGUACUUCUACACAAUGUUUAGAAUAGUAUUAAUAUAUACAGUUGGUAGUGUAGAUUACAUCGUUACUGAAUUUAGUGGAUUAGAUUUUGAUAUAUUUCCACAGUGAGGAAGCUCCCCUUUAAACGACUCAAACAAUGUAGUGUAUCCUAACCAGACAUCCCAAAUAAUUUACUGAAGUUCCUUGUCUGCUGACUUGUUUGUGUCUAUGUUACUUAUGUAUAUUUCUUCUCAUAAGAUAAUUUAUUUAGAUAUUUAUUUAUUUACAAGAAGAUUAUUUAUCUAUGGAUAAGCUGUGCCGCAGGACCUUGAGGCGAGCAGUUUAGUUCAAGGAGCGUGGUUUCUAUGUGCAAUACAGAAUAAAAUUAAAACACAUCUUAGUUUGUUAGUAGGUUUGACAAGAGGUCUUUUACUGCUGCAGUGUUCGUGUAACCCUCUGCCAACGUACAUUUCUUCAUUCAGUUCCCUUGAAGGAGGAGUUUUUGAGUGUAAGUAGCAUGUUUACAUGAAGAAACAGUGUGGAACAUUGCCAGUGUAAUUGUCAGUCUCGGGUUGUCGUGAGCUAAAGAGGGACUCUGUAGAUAUUAGUGGUGGCCGUGAGGCAGGUCAGUGGUGUGUGAGGUUGUAACAGUAGUUUCACUGUAGUCAACUCACUAAACCACAAGGUGGGACCAAGAUUGCAUAUCACACACCCACACACACACCCAGAACUGCUGAACUCUUGUGUAAUCGAUGACUGGGUACGAAAUGAUCACCACCAGCGGGUACAGAAUGGAUCAGCUCAGAUGAUGUGCCCAGCGUUGUCCCAGCAGACGUGACCCAGGUGUGGCUCAGCACCCAAAAGCAGAACUGUCUACAAUGUUCGGACAAUGUUCCAUGUUUCCAUGAACUUCUGUACUAACUGUCAGGCUUCGGCCUUUGCUGUUCUGUAGCUAGAUGUGAUGCCUCCCCAUCCAGCCUCUCCUCCUCACCCGCGCCUCCCCAGUGUGUGUCUGUGUUUGCUUCCCCUCCGUGUUCCUCUGCAGAUGCAUGAUGAGUCCCAGUGUACAUGUGUUAGCAGCAUGGUCUACUGUGAUGGACGCCUAUCGGCGCAUUUUAUCGGGUUGAUUCCCCACAGUUCGAAUCCCAAACACCAGAAGCUCUUUGUGAAAUAAAAUAAGCAAGUGGCACACACAGACACAACCACGACUCCGUACAGAUAUACUGAAGAAACACACACACACAGACACACACACACACACACACAGCAUUUAUGGAUUCAGUGUCUACUGCUUAUUUGUUUUGUUACCUUUAGAAGCUGUGAAAAGAGAGUGUGCUCUGUUGUUUCCGCAACGAGCAACAUCCCAGGUCAUCCUUUUGUUUGUUGGUGUACAAUAUUUCUGUGUCUGUGUAAGUGUUCCCCCUCUUCUUCUUCUCCUUCUUCUUCCUCUCUUCCUUCUUCUUACUCCUCUUCUCCUCCUCCCAUUUACUCCUUCCCCGGUCUUGCUCUUCAAUGUGUCUCUGUGAAGUUUUUUCCUGUGAUGAAAAUUUCUCUCUCUGCCUGAACCUUUGUAGGGAAAUAAUGACUGAGUUACUACAAUAUCUUGUGAUAGAAAUAUACAUUUAUUCAAUACUGUAAUACAUUAUUAACUGAAGAUGAUAUUUAAGUUUUUUUAUGAAAUGAAGAAAAGAAAAUUCUUAGAAAAAAAUGGCAACCUGUUUUUAAAAAAACGGCAUGAGGUGUAAUGUGUUACCGAAAGAAAAUGAAGGUCUUUAAUCAAGUGAAGUUGACCUUAUUGGAAUAUAGUUCAUUUAUUUUCAAGGCGUAAUGUGUCUGAGUCAUUAUUUCUGCUCUAAAUGAGAAUACAUCAGUCAAACACAACAUGGACGGAGUAUGAGGGAACAGACCAAGAGACAUUUAACAGGUUACUCUCUAAAGUUCUGUUUAAAAUGGCUGUUGGCUGACUGCACUGUGCAGGAAAAAAUAAACUUUUCAAAAAUACAAUGAAUGCACUGGACUUUGUAAGAGCAGGAUAAAAAAAAAAAGAUUAGGACUUCCUACUUCUGACCUUCUGAACUUAGGACCCCUAACCUGUGCCCAUUGAGUAAUCCAUCUAUUAAACACAUAACCACAUACACACAUCAGGAUCAAAACACACAAGAACGUGCUUUAAAUUGAUCCCAAUACAUAUAUACAUACAUACAUAUUUAUUAUUCUGUGAUACUUUGAAAUAAAUCAGUUGGUCAAUAGACAGAACAUUUAUUGGCAACCGUUUUAAUAAUAAUGGAUUUUCAUUUAUCAAGCCAAAACAUUCUUUGGUUUCAGCUUCUCUCAAAUGCGAUGUGCUGCUUUCUGCCACAGACUCCCACAGAUGACCAUACAUCCUUCCAGCUCAGGAAUAGAGCAAAACCACAUCAGGCACAAUAACAGGAUAAAGAUUUAUACAUAUAAUUACUGACAAACUGUAACAGACUGGUUUUGGUUUGUGAGGGAAAAGCCAUGCACAGGUAAAAAGCUUUGGUGUAGAGAUGCAGAGAGGUGCAGUAAAGCAAAGUAAAGCUGGUCGGUGGACACUUCACACGCCACACACACUACACACACUCUUCUCAACACUCAACACACACACACACAUACACACAGAGUGCAGCAACAGCUCUGAUCACUGUUGCUCAUGGCAUGUAGAAAAGUUAAAUGUGAUGGUCUGUACUUCAUUAUGAGGUUGAUGUAUCCCUAUAAGCACACAUAAUAGACAGAGUUUGUCAUGUUGAAUAUUGAGCUGCUUUGAGCAACUGUGUGUGUCCAGCUCAGCUAACCAUUAUACUUAAUGGAAACAUCACUUAAAACAUGCUUUAAAGGUUGCAAAAACAUGAGAAACAAUGAGAAAUGAGAAUAUGUUUGCUGGGUACUUUCAUAAUACAGUGAUUAAAUUCACACAGUCACAGAUUAAUUCAUCUUGAAACGGUCUUUUUGAUUAUUUUGUGGUUGUCACAUUUACAAACAAUAACUUCACAUUGUUUAGUGGGAAAAAUACAGGUACAUAUUCAUACUUAAGAUCUAUACAUAAUGUACAUUUUGUUUUCAAACUGGAGUUGUGUGUUGUGUAAUGCAUUCCA